UUAGAUGUAUGCCUCUAUCCUCCAAUAUCUCAUUCGCCUUGUCCGCCAUUGUCCUCAUCAAAUUCACUUGUCAAGGAUGUUUGUUCAAAAUAUUAUCAAGAGAUCGGUGCAGAAAUGAUUAGUAACCAGUUAAUUAUCAGAUUGGAGAAAGAUAAAAAUAAAUCAAAAAAGAAACGGGAAUGGGAUCCACCUUGCGAUUGUGUCGAAAUUCAGAGACCAACGAGUAAAACAGGCCCCAAAAUAAUCAACGCAGAUUAUGACGAUCGUAUUAUAUUUCGCGUUCAUUCGGCAUCCCGUUUCUACGGAAAGAAAGAGCCUCCUUAUACAUCACAAACGCUCGCUUACAAAAUCAGAUCAUGCAGUGAUGGACAAGAUAACCAUCAAUGCAAGACCAUUACGGUUUAUCCUCACUUCAGCUCUGAAACGCAGGAAGUAUACAGUGAUCACAUAACAGAGGGCAAUCAGAAUAUCUUUUUAUUAAGAGUUAAGAAGAAAGCAGAGCACUCUGAACAGAAAAAUAGGAACGUCGAACUUGAACUCAGAACACCUAAACCACCAUCAAUGCCACCGCCUAUACCUGCAUCUGAACCUGAAUCUGUAGUUGCACCACCGCAAGCCGUUGCCAAUUUAAAAACAGAAAAUAUGAAGGAAUUGGACACAGAGGAAGUUAUAAAACAACCAGUGAAAGCAGAAAAUAAAAGAAUCAAACAAAAAAAGAAGAGAAAAUAGUUACCAAUCUAAAAGUAAUACAAGUGUAAUGUACUCACUUAUUCUACUUUAAAUAAAUUCAAAUAAUU
Messenger RNA from Pogonomyrmex barbatus (red harvester ant), 797 nucleotides. RefSeq lists its product as uncharacterized. The record is from RefSeq and is a predicted model, not a curated record. NCBI's taxonomy places the organism in Eukaryota, Metazoa, Arthropoda, Insecta, Hymenoptera, Formicidae.